AUGUGGAACGCGUCAACCUCCACCAUCGCGCGUGUCAGGCGUAAUGGCGUGGCUCAGACUGGUCUCACAUGCUGCACUUCUUUGGCGUCACCUCAGCGUCGUUUCUCGUCGUGGUUCGAAGAGCAGCCCGUCAGGGGUCAGCAGCACACAGAAGACAAGGCUGUCGCUGCUUUCGCCAUCAAUGCUGACAAACUGGAGAAGAGCAAGACGAUCAUCAACAAGAAAGCGCACGGAAUUCCUUUCCACAUAUCUGAUAACGAGGCGGUCGACAACGUGUGCCGCCACCACGGGACUGCGGUCGAGAUCCACAGUGUGGAACGCCUUCUCAUGCCCUUCUGGCUCACUGAGACGGCUGCCGCUGGCACCUUCAAGGCAGAUAUCCUCCAGCACGAUCGUACGAACAUCACCCAGCCGCACUGCUUUGUGUGGCUGGAGGGACCCCGGUACCAGUUCAACUACCCCUUUGGCGAAUACAUGCCAAUGAAUCAAGUCUCCGCGUCCUACCGGGAGCCUCUCAAAGUGGUGGAGCGCUGCCUCACUGGCACCCACGUGCCGUCGAUGCUGCUCUCGCGAUUUGAGCUACUGAAUGAAGUGGAGAAGAUGGAACACCGGCCCACUGUUAUCCCUUUCACCAUGUCAACUAUAACCGCCCUCUCUGUAAUGGAGCGGCGCGUCAGCCGCCGCGUCGUGAUGGACCGUAUCGACCGCGAACUUCGCAAGUUUCAUGGCUCCUUUUUGAAGAGCAAUGUAACCGUGGUGAACCUGCACAUGGCAGCAUCAAGCAUUCGGCCUGUAUUCCUGCCACUCCUCAAGCUGACCGUGACCACCGUGUCUCACUCGACGCCAGUGCCGGCGUUCAUCUGCGGUGCCACUGGCAAGGUGGUAGGGCCGGUGCUGCAUGUGCAGCGCCGAAAGCGACUGGGACUGGCCGUUUCCGCGGUUGUUGGUACGUUGCUGAGCCUCGCACCCCUCGUAGAGCCCGGCGUGGCCACCGCCGCUGCGUUGGCGGCCGGCGUCUCCUCUGGCUUUGUGCUGCAGGCAGUGCAGCAGGCGCACUUCAUGCGGAAACAGGCACACGAAAUGGCGCAGCUCAGGUCUGUCGGCGUUCUGAACCUCGUCGCCGACAGCGCAGGCUAUCGCUGGACACCAGAGGAGGAAGAAAAAGAUGAGUACGAGUACCGCGAGGAGCUGCGUCGUCAGGCACGCGCAAGGGACGCCUUUGAGCAGCGCGUGAAGGAGGAGGCGGCACGCGACCAGGCCCGAGCCCGUGGCAACCACUUCGACCCAAAGAACCGCCGCCGCACCGACUUGGCAGAUGUGGACCCAUGCGGCUACUACGAGCUGCUCGGACUGAAGGGGAAGGAGGUCUCUGCCACUACGAAGGACGUCACGAAAGCGUUCCGUGAGGCGGUGCGACUGCAUCACCCGGAUCUCCACUCAGAGGCCGAGGCGGAGAAUAAGAAGCGCCACAUGCAGCGCAUCAUCGAAGCGUACAAAAUUCUGCACAACCCCAAAACGAAAAAGUCGUACGAUUCUGGCGAGAUGAGCGGCAAGUCGCAUGAAACCUCCGAGGUAUGA
Molecule: messenger RNA, 1578 nt
Organism: Leishmania braziliensis MHOM/BR/75/M2904
Lineage: Eukaryota; Euglenozoa; Kinetoplastea; Trypanosomatida; Trypanosomatidae
Exons: 1
Coding region: 1-1578 (525 amino acids)
Source: RefSeq, a predicted model, not a curated record